AUGGCUAACGCAGCAUCUGGAAUGGCUGUGAAUGAUGAGUGCAAGCUAAAGUUUUUGGAAUUGAAAAAGAGAAACUAUCGAUUCAUAGUUUUCAAGAUCGAAGACAAAUCACAUCAAGUUGUUGUGGAGAAAUUAGGCCUACCAAAUGAAAGUUAUAAUGAUCUUUUGAACAACUUGCCUAGCAAUGAAUGUCGCUAUGCGGUCUUCGACUUUGAUUUUGUCACCAAAGAGAAUUGCCAAAAAAGCAAAAUUGUCUUUUUUGCUUGGUCUCCAGAUUCAUCAAGGGUGAGAAGUAAGAUGAUAUACGCAAGCUCUAAGGACAGGUUUAAAAGAGAGCUAGAUGGGAUCCAAUUCGAGCUCCAAGCAACAGAUGUUGGUGAGAUGAGUUUAGACAUCAUCAAAUCAAGAACUUAUUAA
Lactuca saligna is the source of this 417-nucleotide messenger RNA. The record is from the annotation of a GenBank genome assembly. NCBI's taxonomy places the organism in Eukaryota, Viridiplantae, Streptophyta, Magnoliopsida, Asterales, Asteraceae.